GUGUGUGCCUUUCUGUCUCCCCUGCCUUCCAUCGCUAUCCCUGCUCCCAGCAAGUACCAGGUUUGGCUGGGCCGCAACAACCUAUUUGAGGAUGACCCCUUAGCUCAGCACCAGUUUGUCAAGGAGAGCAUCAUUCACCCUGACUUCAAUAUGGACCUCCUGAAGAACACCACCAAAAACCUUCAGAAGGACUACAGCAAUGACCUCAUGCUGCUGCACCUUGCCCAGCCCGCUGAAAUCACAGAUUAUGUGAAGGUCCUCAGCCUGCCCACCGAGGAACCCAAGCUGGGGAGCCGCUGCCUUGCCUCAGGCUGGGGCAGCAUUGAACCCAGCGAGUUCGAAUUCCCAGAUGACCUCCAGUGUGUGUACCUCGAUCUCUUGCCCAAUGAGAAGUGUGUCAAAGCCCACUUCGAUACAGUGACCGACUUGAUGCUGUGUGCAGGAGACUUGAAAGACGGAAAAGACACUUGUGUGGGUGACUCAGGGGGCCCGCUCAUCUGUGACGGCAUGCUCCAAGGUGUCACAUCAUGGGGCCCUACCCCAUGUGGCAAACCCGAGAAGCCGGGCAUUUACACCAAACUUAUUGAUUUCGUCCCCUGGAUAAACAAAGUUAUAAAGAAGAACACUGACUGACACUCUGUCCCCUGCCCCCAAUAAAACCCACCAU
Messenger RNA from Microtus ochrogaster (prairie vole), 667 nucleotides. RefSeq names its product kallikrein 1-related peptidase b3. Gene Ontology annotation, biological process: regulation of systemic arterial blood pressure; zymogen activation. The record is from RefSeq and is a predicted model, not a curated record. Gene Ontology annotation, molecular function: serine-type endopeptidase activity. NCBI's taxonomy places the organism in Eukaryota, Metazoa, Chordata, Mammalia, Rodentia, Cricetidae. Gene Ontology annotation, cellular component: secretory granule.